Coprinopsis cinerea okayama7#130 is the source of this 2949-nucleotide messenger RNA. RefSeq lists its product as hypothetical. The coding region runs from base 1 to 2949 and encodes 982 amino acids. Gene Ontology annotation, molecular function: protein binding. The transcript has 8 exons. The record is from RefSeq and is a predicted model, not a curated record. Lineage: Eukaryota; Fungi; Basidiomycota; Agaricomycetes; Agaricales; Psathyrellaceae.
AUGGGGCAGGGUUUCUCGGGCUGGAGGAAGGAGGACGAUGUCCCUGCAGAACCUGACCCGAAUUUGUACAGUUUUGCAUCCGAACAACCGUCUCUGGGGGAAGACCAUGAUACCUCGCAUAAUCAGAACAACCCUGGGGAAGACAUACCACCGUCCACCCAUGGUGGCCCAUCGAACGUGACAAUCCAUGGCGGAAUUUUCAACAAGGCGGGCCGAGAUUUCCACCAACACCAGCACCAGCAUCACCAUUACCACGGUUAUCCAAACGAGGGGCGGUCUAUAGACCGUCCUGCUCUCGACAGAAUCCUUUCUCGGCUGGUUCCCAAGGUCAACUUCCGAGCCAUCUACCUCGAUGUUCAGAAAAAAUGUACGCGGGGCACAGGGGAGUGGUUCAUCAGGAGUCGCCUGUACCGCGAAUGGAAGAACAGCGCAUGUGGGAUCCUUUGGGGUAUGGGAAUGCCGGGGGCCGGAAAGACUGUCCUAUCGUCCACCGUGAUCAAGGACCUCCUACGCCUAGAGCAGGAGUCGGACGACGUGAGCGUCGUCUUCGUAUUCUGUCGAUACACCGAGCCUCUUUCUGUCAAGGACAUCCUGGAAGCCAUCAUCAAAGAAUAUCUCGAGCAACAUCCCUUCCUGAUCAGCGUCGUCGAGCCGCUUUACAGUCGUCACGAGCUGACGAAGACAGAGCCCUCUGAGGAUGAACUAGUCACACUGCUGGCAGACAUCGAAACCUUCUUCCGAAAGAGUUUCUAUGCACUAGAUGGCGUCGACGAGGCACGGAACGACGUCCAAUUCGAUCUUAUCAAGCUAUUCAAUUCGCUUCAGGGAAACAUCAUCCUUUUCUCCCGCCCUCUAGACGAGCUCGGCGCCUACCUUGACUAUGCUGUGCUGUUUUCCGUCUCUGCGCAAGCCGAAGAUCUAGAGGUUAUGAUCGCAGACAAACUUGACCGCCACGUCACCCUCAGGCGAAUUCUCUCGAACCCAGAGCACAAACUUGAGGUCGUCAGAAGAAUACAGGAGAAAUCCGCUGGCAUGAUGUUGCAUGCUUCCCUUCAGAUUGAAGCUCUUCAGGGUUGCGCCACUAUCAAGAGUGUACGCCGACGACUCGAGGAGUUCCCCGCCAAACUUGAAGACAUGUAUGAAGCGACUAUGCAGCGCAUUGAGGCCCAGCCACCAGAACUGGCCGACCUGGCCAAGCGUGCGCUUCUGUGGGUUGUGUUUGCGCAAAGGACUUUGGGCAUCGAAGAAUUGCUGCAUUUUUUGUCUUACUGUCCGGAGACGGGAGUUUUCGACCAAGAGCAAGCGGUAGACCAGGCGACUCUGCUCGCAGUCUGCUGUGGCUUGAUCGACAUCACCCGAUAUCCCUAUGUUGGUGGUGAUGUUCGUCUCGUCCAUUUCACUUCGAAAGAUGCUUUAGAGGCCAUCCUCUGCCGCAAAUACCCAUACCCGCACGCCCUUCUGCUGAGAACCUGCCUUCAAUGGUUGGCGAAUUGUGGCAUCCCGCACUGGACAGGGGCCAACCUGUACCCCGACAAUGUCCUUUUCCGUGACUACGCCUACACUUAUUGGGCGAACCACGCUAAGCAGUGCAGCGAAGAUCCCCAUAUGAAGAAAGUCGUUCUGCGUUUCCUUCAGCAAUGUACCAAUUACCCGUUGCUCCUUGUCCCGCCUGCUUCCGUCGAAGUCGAUUUCCUGCGCCCCCUUCACGUGGCAGCUCAGUGCGGUCUCCGCUAUAUUUUGGAGCCAAAGGCUGCUGAUGCCAUUCGUGCGUAUGGGUGGGACGUCAACGGGCGAACGAGCCUUGGAGCUACAGCACUUGCUCUAGCUUCACCAGAAGUUCUCGAUCUCCUCCUAGAAGUCGACGGCAUCGAUGUCAACGCCAGGGUCCAGGGCGGGAACACUCCGCUUAUGUAUGCCUGUUUCAGGGGGGACGAGAAAUCAGUUUCUCGUCUUCUUGGUGUCAAGGGCGUAGACGUGAACAUCCAAGACAGCCGUGGUUAUACAGCGUUGAUGCUGGCACUCGAGGCUUGUUGGCUGGCUGGCGUUGUUGGUGAUGGAAACGUGGAUUGCUUGCUCAAGCACGAUGGGAUCCUGGUCAACACUGCGAGCUCCGGCGGUGUUACUCCCUUGAUGUUGGCGUCGCGCUGGUGCAAUAUCCGCAUCGUAGAACAACUACUCGAGUUCGAAGAUAUCGAUGCGAAUGCCAUGUGCAAUGCAGGGCGAACCGCACUGUCAGAGGCAGUGACCUCAUGCAAUCACCCCCCUCAUCUAGCUGGAGAGGCCUGCGGUGAAAGCAUUGUUGAUCGCUUGCUCCAGUCCAUGAGUAUCGAUGCUAUCAUCUCCACAGACCAUGAGGGCAGGACAGCUUUAAUGCAGGCCUGUGCGACCUUCUCCCAGUGUGGUGCAGUUGUCCGACGUUUACUCCAUGUCGAAGGCAUUCCACUUGACACAGUCGAUCGUCAGGGUCGCACCGCAUUAUCCUUAGCGAGCGACACCAUUGUCGAUAUUCUACUGGAACACGCGAGCCACGGAGAUUUCAACGCCUGGACCCAAUUUAGACAAUUCGGUCUUUCGUCAGCAGCACGAUGGGGGCGUGCCAGUACUGUCGAGAAGCUCCUGGAGAUUGGAGGGCUUGACGUAAACGAGGUAGACGAACAAGGGCGAACGCCCUUGAUGCUUGCAUGCGACCUCAGCGUUUGUUUUGUUCCAGAUGCCAGUGAUCGGCGCUACAGAACUGCAAAAGUCCUUGUGGAACAUGAAGACAUCGACUUGGAUCGACGAGAUAGCGAAGGGAAGUCUGCUUUGAUGAUUGCGGCGGACAACGACAUGGACGAACUUGUGGAACUUCUCCUUCAACAUGGAGCAAGUCGUGAAGGCUUCGAGUUUAUUUACGGGAUUCCGGAUUGGUUUUUCUACUAUGGCUUUGAUCUAGGCCUCCCCUUUUUAUGA